This is a messenger RNA of Eruca vesicaria subsp. sativa (arugula), 2796 nucleotides long. NCBI's taxonomy places the organism in Eukaryota, Viridiplantae, Streptophyta, Magnoliopsida, Brassicales, Brassicaceae. The record is from the annotation of a GenBank genome assembly.
AAAGAAUCGGAUGACACGCGUGGGCAUCAGUCGGCUUAACCUUUUGAUUUCCUCCUCUAGUUUGAGAUGCGAUGGUUACCACCACUUCUUGGUUUGUAAGCGCUCUCUCUCGUUCUCCUAUUUAUACCUCUUCCAAUACCUCUCGCCGGCGCUGCUAAUCCCUAAAAAAUUUCACAAUCCCUAAAAGAAGAAGAAUUGCUCAAGUAAUUUCGUUAUAAGAGUGAGAGAGAGCGAAAGAGAAUUUUGCCUGCGAUUUGAUACAAUCAUUUGAUGCCGUAAAAAUUCUGUUAAAUCAGAAACAGAAAAAAUCAGCUCAAGGAUGUUUGGCUGUUAGCUGAAUACGUUGGUGGAGGUUGAGAAUUAAUUAACUUUGGGUUUAGAGAGCAAGUAUUCGAAUCGCAGCUGCCAGAUUUGAUUUUGAACAUUUUUAUUAGAGAAAUGGAUCGUUGCGAUACCUCAGGAUUUGUAAGCGGAGGUGGAGAUGCUUAUAAGGUUUUCUAACUCUUAGUACUACUACUGCUGCUGAGGCCAUAGUCUCUCUUUACACCGGAAGUUUGUGCUGUUGGCUUCUCCCUCCUUUGCUUUGGUCUUUCUCUUAGACAAGUUUUCUUCUUCUUUAAGUUGUUGUGAAUCAUGCAUUCUAGAUUCCACAGCACUGGUUUCGCUGCUAAUUCUUCACCCACUCCAUUUAACAUCUUGGGCCGACCCCUUCAAAUUGAAGUAGCAGAGGCUGCCGCAGAUACUACUCUGCGUCUUGAUUCCCUUGCCUCUCCAUUGUCUAACACCAAGGGUAUCAAAAGGAAAUGGAGUCUCAUUGAUGGAUCAAAGGGUCAAGAAGCUGAUCAUUUACUUUCCUUAAGACUCGGUUACUCACCAAGCUCUUCUGAUAGCAAAGGGAGUUCGGCUACUGCUUCCAUGAGUUUAUCUUCUCCCAAAGAAACCGAGGAGGCCUCCUCCAUGGAUCUUGACCUCGACUUUACCCUCCACCUUGGCAACGAGAAACCGACUAGCAUCAAAAGACCAGCUGAGCUGAAAAUGAAAGGGUUGCAGGCUAUCUCCCCUAAAUUUGAUCUGGAGUUGAGCCUCUCCGGUGGAGGAGGGUCUUGUCAAUCUGAGAUCACUGCGGUCCAGCAGCAGGUGAACCAGUUUCCAACUCUUGCGGACAUGCUACGUGCAACUAAUGAAGGAUCCACAUCAUGUGGCUGGGGACAACCUUUAUCAAGAAAAGAAACAAGCUCCUUCUUAGCUCAUGCUCCUAAGAAGAUAAUCAUUCCUGCUGCUCACGUUCAGGACCUGUCAUCUAGCUCAGCAACAACAACACCAUUAAGCUCGGGUACAUUUACUUCCGGUUUAUCUCAGCAGCUGAAGCCACAGCAUAAGAGUUCUUCUAGUUCCAAGUUAUGCCAAGUAGAAGGAUGUCAAAAGGGGGCAAGAGGCGCGUCAGGUCGUUGCAUUUCACACGGUGGUGGACGUAGAUGCCAGAAACAUGGUUGCCACAAGGGCGCUGAAGGUCGAACUGUGUACUGUAAAGCCCAUGGAGGUGGCCGUCGAUGUGAGUUUCUUGGAUGCACCAAAAGCGCUGAAGGCCGUACUGACUUCUGUAUAGCUCAUGGAGGUGGUAGAAGAUGCAGCCACGAAGAUUGUACACGAGCUGCUAGAGGAAGAUCAGGGCUCUGUAUCAGGCACGGUGGAGGAAAGAGAUGCCAAAGAGAGAACUGCACGAAAAGCGCUGAAGGGCUUUCUGGACUCUGCAUCUCUCAUGGAGGUGGUCGUCGAUGCCAAUCUGAUGGAUGCACUAAAGGAGCGCAAGGGAGCACUAUGUUCUGCAAAGCACACGGUGGUGGGAAGCGGUGCACACACCCGGGUUGCAACAAAGGCGCGGAGGGAAGCACACCGUUCUGUAAAGGACAUGGAGGAGGUAAAAGAUGUGCGUUUCAAGAAGGUGAACCUUGCUCCAAGAGUGUUCAUGGAGGUACUAAUUUCUGUGUGGCUCAUGGAGGUGGUAAGAGAUGUGCGGUUCCUGAAUGCACAAAGAGCGCUAGAGGAAGAACUGAUUUCUGUGUAAGGCACGGUGGAGGAAAGAGAUGCAAGUCUGAUGGAUGUGGGAAAAGCGCGCAAGGUAGUACAGACUUUUGCAAGGCGCAUGGAGGAGGGAAACGUUGUGCGUGGGGUCAUCCUGAGACUGAGUAUGCGGGAGGACAAUCUUCUUCUGGUCCUUGUACCUCGUUUGCUAGAGGUAAGACUGGUCUUUGUGCACUCCAUAACAGUCUGGUUCAGGAUAACCGGGUUCAUGGAGGAAUGAGCCAAGAACCGAGACAUAGCAGCAGUGAAACAGAAAACGAGGAAGAGUUUAGUGGUUCUCAAGACAUGCACAUCGACAGGAUGAAAGCGAGAAGUGCUGGUGGAUCUCCAGAGACUGAUGUUGAUCUCAACGAGUAUGAAGUAGGAUUGGGGUUGGCCUCAGAAGGAAGAGUCCAUGGUGGAAGUUUGAUAAUGGCGAUGUUGGCUUCUAGAGAGGGUGGCUCUGGCUCAAGUUACCUGCCUGAGAGGAGUUAAUAAUGUCUUCAGUUUACUUCGAGUCUUAAGGUUGUUCACGUCUAGAGUAUGAUUGUGCACGUGAGAGUGAAAGUGAUAAGAGUCUUGUGUUUGGUCUAGUUUAGGUUUGUGCUAAGUGAGUAAGAAAGGAUGCAAGUCCGUGUCUUGUUUUCCUGUAGAUAUUGGUUAUUGUGAAUUGUCAAAACAGUCUCCCUAUGAUGAUGACGAUGAUAAGAAUAAAACUGAUAUCUUUGUUUCCAG